GGGAGGCGGGGCCGGCCGGCGGCGCGGUUGGGGCGCGGGAGCGGGCCCGGAGCAGCCCCAGGCGGCGGGCGCGGGGAGAGGAGGCGGCGCGGGCCCGGGAUCGACCGAGACACCCGGCCAGCGGCGCCCCUAGCGCGCCGUCCCGGAGUUGACCACGUGAAACUUUUCACUGCGCCCCUCGGCGCCGCCGCCCCGUGCCGGCGCCCCCCCGCCCCCGCCGGGACCGCAGCCCGCGGGGAGCAGGGGGGGGAGAGGCCCGCGGCUCCCCCCCCUCGCGCCGCCCGUCGGGGCGCGGCCGGGCGCGGGCCCCGGGCGAUGGCCGCGGAGCUGGCGAUGGGCCCCGAGCUGCCCAGCAGCCCGCUGGCCAUCGAGUACGUCAACGACUUCGACCUGAUGAAGUUCGAGGUGAAGAAGGAGCCGCCCGAGGCCGAACGCUUCUGCCACCGCCUGCCUCCCGGCUCGCUGUCCUCGACGCCACUCAGCACGCCCUGCUCCUCCGUGCCCUCCUCGCCCAGCUUCUGUGCGCCCAGCCCGGGCACCGGCGGCGGCGGCGCCGCAGGGGGCGGCGGCGGUGCGUCUCAGGCCGGGGGCGCCCCCGGACCGCCGAGUGGGGGCCCCGGCGCCGUCGGGGGCACCUCGGGGAAGCCGGCGCUGGAGGAUCUGUACUGGAUGAGCGGCUACCAGCACCACCUCAACCCCGAGGCGCUCAACCUGACGCCCGAGGACGCGGUGGAGGCGCUCAUCGGCAGCGGCCACCACGGCGCGCACCACGGCGCGCACCACCCGGCGGCCGCCGCGGCCUACGAGGCUUUCCGCGGCCCGGGCUUCGCGGGCGGCGGCGGCGCGGACGACAUGGGCGCCGGGCACCACCACGGCGCGCACCACGCAGCCCACCACCACCAUGCCGCCCACCACCACCACCACCACCACCACCACCAUGGCGGCGCGGGCCACGGCGGCGGCGGCGCGGGCCACCACGUGCGCCUGGAGGAGCGCUUCUCCGACGACCAGCUGGUGUCCAUGUCGGUGCGCGAGCUGAACCGGCAGCUCCGCGGCUUCAGCAAGGAGGAGGUCAUCCGGCUCAAGCAGAAGCGGCGCACGCUCAAGAACCGCGGCUACGCGCAGUCCUGCCGUUUCAAGCGGGUGCAGCAGCGGCACAUUCUGGAGAGCGAGAAGUGCCAACUCCAGAGCCAGGUGGAGCAGCUGAAGCUGGAGGUGGGGCGCCUGGCCAAAGAGCGGGACCUGUACAAGGAGAAAUACGAGAAGCUGGCGGGCCGGGGCGGCCCCGGGGGCGCGGGCGGGGCCGGUUUCCCGCGGGAGCCUUCGCCGCCGCAGGCCGGUCCCGGCGGGGCCAAGGGCGCUCCCGACUUCUUCCUGUAGGCGCCGGACCCCGAGCCCGCGCCGCUAUCGCCCGGACAAGUUCGCGCAGGCCUCGCAGGGCCUCGGCUCGGACUCCGCGGUCCAGGACGUGGACGCCAGGCCCGGCCCGGCCGUGCUGGCCCCGCUGCCAAGUCUGCGGGCGCGGGGUUGGAGGCCCCUUCGCUCCCGGCCCCCGUUCGUGCGCGUCGGCCUGAGUCGCCGUCCUGAGGUUGCGCGGAGAACGGUGAUUUCCAAGGAAACUUGAGCCAGGUCUAACUUCUUUCCAAGCGUCCACUUGUACAUAUGUCGAACGUGGUUUUCCGUUCCCACCUUCGCCCUGCCAGCCGAGAGGGGCCGCGCUGCCGUCCCUUUCCGGGUAGCCCCUGCCUGCCCCCGCCCUCCUCCGUUCUCUUCUCAGCCUCCAUUUCCUUGCCUUUUUUAACUUCCCCUCCCCCUUUUAAAAUCGGUCUUAUUUUCGAAGUAUUUAUCUUUAUUAUGCUUGGUGAUUAGAAAAGAAAACCUUGGAGGAAGCCCCUUCCGUCCCCAGCCGGGGUCCACCCUCAGUCGCGAGUCGCAGCAUGAGUCGCUCGCCAGGAGGGGCCCUGCCCCUGCCUGCCCCCUCCCCGCUUGCCCCCGACCCUGCUACCGGCGUUCCCUGGAGGUCGAAACCAGGGACGUCACCUGUGCUGUGUCCAGGCCUGCUGUCCUAUGCUCAACGGUGGGGGGAGGGGGGUGGGUCCUGUGCUCAGCCGGGUGGGGCUGGCCCGGACCCCGAGCUGUUGUCUCUCUAUGCACCAGAACAUAUCUAUGACUCCUGGGGAAAUAUAUCUUAUUUUAACCUUCAAGAGAAGUGAAAGAAAAAAGUAAUGCACAGUAUUUCUAGCAGAAAAAAAAUUUUUUUUUUAAGAGGAGGCUUGGGCCAGAGCCUCCUGGCAUGAGGCGGGUGGAGAAAGUGUUUUUAUUUUAAUUUAAAUUGUGUUUCGUUUUGUUUGUGGAAUCUUUCUUUAACACUUCAUCGCUUUUUGGACUAGCUGGGAGAGAGGGUGAGGAGGCGGGCGCUCCCAGCCUACGCUCCCGGCCCUGUAGGCUGGGCCAGGCGCCUGGGGGAUCUGCGCGGUUUUCCGGGGCCCUCAGGGCCAUCACUGGGAUUCCAGCCGGUCCACACCCCUCCCCUGAGCACUCGGAGCGGAAGGUGCGCCCACUUGUUGAAAGUUUUGUUGUGUAGUUGGUUUUCGUUGAGUUCUUUUUUCAUUUGCUACGAAACUGAGAAAAAGAAAAAAUACACAAAAUAAAUCCGUUUAGAUCCAAGUCA
Messenger RNA from Rhinopithecus roxellana (golden snub-nosed monkey), 2671 nucleotides. It is a transcript of the gene MAFA, whose product is annotated as MAF bZIP transcription factor A. Gene Ontology annotation, molecular function: RNA polymerase II cis-regulatory region sequence-specific DNA binding; DNA-binding transcription factor activity, RNA polymerase II-specific. Gene Ontology annotation, biological process: regulation of transcription by RNA polymerase II; retinal rod cell development. The record is from RefSeq and is a predicted model, not a curated record. Lineage: Eukaryota; Metazoa; Chordata; Mammalia; Primates; Cercopithecidae. The transcript has a single exon. Gene Ontology annotation, cellular component: nucleus. Bases 316 to 1380 code for a protein of 354 amino acids.